AUAAAUGGACCCAACUUGAUCAGACUCCCAUGCUAUGUUUGCCUCCUCCAAUGAUGAGUGGCUAUAAAUAAAGAUGAUAUGAAUCAUUAAUCAUAGACUUGAUAACAUGUUAAAAAUGGGCUGUUUAGGUUUGCCAAUGAGGAUUCUCAUGUUGGUCUGUUUCAUUCAUUUAUUUUUCAUCAGUGUUUGUUCACAGGAUGAUAGUACUACUACAGGCACUGUUUCUGUAGAUGGUAGAAAUGCCAUUGCAGUUGUAGAUGAUGAUUAUGUUUGUGCCACUUUGGAUUGGUGGCCACCUGAAAAAUGUGAUUAUGGGACUUGUAGUUGGGGAAAGACUUCUCUACUUACAUUGGAUCUUAGCAAUGAGAUUUUCUUAAAAGCCAUCAAAGCUUUUUCACCAUUAAAGAUUAGAUUAGGUGGGAGCUUGCAGGAUAAACUCAUAUACGAAACCGAGGAUCAUGCUCAACCUUGCACACCUUUUGUUAAUAAAUCUUCAGAGAUUUUUGGUUUUGCUCAGGGCUGCCUACCAUUGCACAGAUGGGAUGAACUCAAUCUUUUCUUCCAAAAAUCUGGCGCCAAGAUCAUUUUUGGAUUAAACGCCCUCAAUGGAAGAUCUAUACGUUCUGGUUCUGCUGUUGGAAAAUGGGAUUCCACAAAUGCAGAAUCUUUCAUACAGUAUACUGUCAAAAAGAACUACAGGAUUCAAGGUUGGGAGUUUGGAAACGAGUUAAGUGGCACUGGAAUUGGUGUAAGAGUUGCAGCAGAUCAAUACUCUUUGGACACAAUCUCUCUGAUUAAUCUGGUCCAAGAUAUAUACAAGGGUGAAGAAUUUCAGCCACAAAUUAUAGCACCCGGAGGAUUCUUUGAUGCAAAUUGGUUCAAAGAAUUCGUAAGCAAAACACCUAAGCUGAAUGCUGUUACUCAUCAUAUCUAUAAUCUUGGCGCAGGAGUUGAUCAACACCUUGUUGAACGGAUUCUUGAUCCAUCUUAUCUUGAUGGCAUAGCUGAUACCUUUAAACAACUCCAGAGCAUAGUGAAGAGUUCACAGGCAUCAGCAUGGGUUGGUGAGUCUGGAGGGGCAUACAAUAGUGGUCACGAUCUCGUGUCCAAUGCAUUUGUGUAUAGUUUUUGGUAUUUGGAUCAGCUUGGUAUGGCUGCAACUUACGAUACAAAGACGUACUGCAGACAAACACUGAUAGGCGGAAACUAUGGUCUACUCAACACACAAAGCUUUGUCCCUAAUCCUGAUUUCUACAGUGCUCUUCUUUGGCACCGGUUGAUGGGAAGAAAAGUUCUAUCUACUAGCUUUUCUGGAACAAAGAAACUCCGUGCUUACACUCACUGUGCAAAACAAUCUAAUGGUAUCACAAUGCUAUUGAUCAAUCUUGAUAACAGCACAACAGUUCAGAUAACACCGACCUUCAGCAAGACCUCAUCGCAGAAAAGUAAACAAGGGUUCCAAUAUCAAAGAUCAAAGUUGCUUAUGCAGCUAACUGGAGAUGAAAUUGACAGAAGGAAAACAAGAAAAGAGUACCAUCUGACAGCGAAAGACGGGGAUUUACAUAGUCAGACAAUGCUUCUUAAUGGACGGCCUUUAACUUUAACUUCAUCUGGAGACAUACCACCAUUAGUUCCAGUUGAUGUAAAAGUAUCAGAGCCUAUUAGUGUUGCUCCUUAUUCUAUCGUAUUCGUUCACCUACCAAAUGUACUUCUCCCCGCUUGCAAGUGAGUGGGGGAAUAAUUGUUUCCACACUUUCAUGACACCACAACCACAGCUUGGUGCUUAAGCUAUACUACAUAUGUACACUGGAAAUAAAGGAAUGCAUGCCCAAAAUUGCAAGGCAUGCAACACAUUGUAGAAAACUUGCUUACAUUGCGUUUAUUAUCUCUUUAAAAAUUCUAUUUACAUUA
This is a messenger RNA of Daucus carota subsp. sativus, 1911 nucleotides long. RefSeq names its product heparanase-like protein 3. Gene Ontology annotation, molecular function: beta-glucuronidase activity. The record is from RefSeq and is a predicted model, not a curated record. NCBI's taxonomy places the organism in Eukaryota, Viridiplantae, Streptophyta, Magnoliopsida, Apiales, Apiaceae. Gene Ontology annotation, cellular component: plant-type cell wall; membrane. The transcript has 9 exons. The coding region runs from base 107 to 1729 and encodes 540 amino acids.